This is a messenger RNA of Culex quinquefasciatus (southern house mosquito), 1314 nucleotides long. RefSeq lists its product as uncharacterized. Lineage: Eukaryota; Metazoa; Arthropoda; Insecta; Diptera; Culicidae. The record is from RefSeq and is a predicted model, not a curated record.
AUUACACUGAACAGCAGUUGAGUUUUGGUGAACCCCUUGCGACUUGCCAAAAUAACAACACCGACGAAGACGCUGUUCAUGAUCAAAGUAAAAAAUAAAUAAACUUUUUAAAACUUGGAAGAAUUUAAACAGACUUGAAAACAUCAAAAUGCCGAUCUCGUGCAUCAUCUGCAAUGACACCCUGGAGCAGAAUCCCAGCUGCGAACUCUUCCCCUUUCCGGACAAGGGCCUCCAGCCGGUCCAGUACCAGCGCUAUCUGAUCGUUUGCGAACUAUCCGCGUCAACCAUUCCCGCCGAUGAGCAACUCUUCAUCUGCUCGACCCACUUCACCCCGGACUGCUUCCAAGAAUCGGCGCAUCAGCGCACUCUGCUUGACGGCGCCGUUCCCAGCCUGAACAUGGAGCGAAUCGAAUACAUCGACGAGGACAUCCAGAUGCUGGACGAGUACAUUCCACUGUACAACGCCGAGCAGCACCAGGGUCCGUCCACUUCCGGAACCACCACAGUACAGCCGAUGCUCAUCCCCAAAGCAGAACCCGUCGACACACUGGACGAAGUAAUGGAGGACAUUCCGUUCGUGGCCACCGAGGUGAAGACCGAAGCUCCCGAAGCAGACGAAAGCACUCCGGAUCCGUUUGGCAACAUCGAACCGGGCCCAUCAUCCGAUCCCAACCGGUUCUGCAUCCUUUGCAAUGCCCGCGAAGGCUCCACCCCGGACUGUCGACUUUACGUGUUCCCGCGCAAAAUCCCCAACAUUUACCGCAAGUGGAUCCUGGCCGCCCAGCUGGAACCAUCCCAGUACAAGGACCGCGAUAUCUACAGCUGCCAGCGACACUUCCCGGAAAAUGGCUUCUUCGCCAACGGGCGCUUCAUCCAGAGCUGGGCCACCCCGAAACUGAACCUACCCCAGCGCAAGAAACAACCCGCCGCGACCUCUCCGGCACUCAAGCCCGUCAUCCUCAACCGGAAGAUAGCAGCAUCAAGCUCCGCCACAGUGGACAACGCCCCAACCGAAACGCUCAUCAGCAGCCCGAACGAGGAAGGACCGAAGAUCGUGAUCAAGCACAAUCCGGCGAACCAAAACGCCACGGCACUCAACAUCGAUCCGGACCACUACGCGAAGGUUUUCGCCCGCGUGGUGACGGAGCUGGUGCCGAAGACGCUGAACUACAACGGCGAGCAGCGACCGGUCACCGGGACGAUCGUGUUUUCCUCGAAUCUGUUCUGAGUGGUUUGGGGAUUGACAUAAAAAUGUAAUGACAAAAAAUAUGCUCUAGCUAGAUUUAACAUUCAAUAAAUUUAGAUUUCUGCAAA